AAGAAGAUGGUUACUGGGGUAAACUGCUGCACGCCUGCUUCGACUGGUUUUACAGGCGUAUAAAACAGAUUCCAGAGAGACCAUUUUCAGUUUUAGGCAUCAUGGCAAGCCAGCGGCCUCCGUCCAGCAUGGGCCGGCCGAUGAGCCGCAGCGGAUCUGUGGUCCCUGGUGCUGGGAGACCCCCUACAGCUAUCCAGCCUCCUCCUACAGCUAUGCGUGUUGCAACUGGGAUGGUUCCAGGAACCAGCGCUCAUCCAGGUUUGAGGGGCGGCAUCCCCGUCGCCACCCCCGGAGUCCUGACAGCACAGAUCAAAGUGACUGAGAGGCCGGUCACCCAGCAGGGGCUCAGUGGGAUGAAAACUGGCAUGAAAGGACCUCAGAGACAAAUUUUGGACAAGUCCUACUACUUGGGUCUUCUCAGGAGUAAGAUCAACGAGUUGACCACAGAGACCAGCAAACUGCACAAAGAGAUUGAGAGCUACAACCAGGAGAACUCCGUCUAUCUCUCUUAUGAAAAGAGAGCUGAAGGCCUCGCUGCUGAGAUUAAGGAUAUGCAAGGCCAGCUUGCUGACUACAAUAUGCUUGUGGACAAGCUCAACACCAACACAGAGAUGGAGGAAAUGAUCAACGACUACAACAUAUUGAAAGCUGAGAAUGACAGCGAGGCAGAAAGCAUCGAUAACAUCUUCACUGAGAGGAGAGAGAGAGAGGAGGCAAUCAGGGCCAUCGAGGAGGAGAUCAGGAGAGAGAGGCGCGUUGCUGAUGAAGUCGUCCAAGCAAUGCCGGCAGCAAAGCAAGAGAAAUAUUUCACCAUGACAACCACUAAUGAGGAACUGCUGCAGGAGCUGACUGUUCUCCAGGAUGAGCUGGACGUUCUAAUAACGAGGAAGGAGGACUAUGAAGCAGAGCUGUCUCACUCUCAGAUAAAGCAGGAGGUGGUUCGGCUUCAUGAGACCCUGUCAGUGCUGGAGGCCAAACGAGACACGAUGGAGGCGGAGCAGAAGAGCCUGGGUUCACCUCAGGAAGAGAGAGAGAAGUUAUUUAAGCAGGUGAAAGAGGACAACCAGGAAAUUGCCAGCAUGGAGAGGCAGCUUACGGAGAUACGGGACAGGACGAGACAAAUCACAGAGGAGAUCCGGCACCUGGAGCAGGACUCAGAAGCAGCUCAGGGCGAAUGUCAACAAAAAUACAAAGAGCUGAAGAGGAAAGAAGAGGAGAUCGACCGGUUCCUGGAGUCAUUUGAGGAGUCCAGGGCUCAGGAGGAGGAGAGGUUAAAGCAGGGCCAGGAGAACAUUGUCUCACUCCUGGAGCACUGCAGCAGGAACAUGUUGCGGCUCCGUCAGGUGGAUACAGUGACAGCCAGCGAGCUGAGGAACAUGCAGGAAGUGCUGGUAAGCAAGGAGACCGAGGUGGUCCAGUCAGAGAGCACCGCUAGAGGACUGACAACAGAGUCCCAGCGCCUGCAGCAGGACCUGGAGAAGGUGCAGCAGCUGGAGGGGAAGAUCACAGGUGAGCUGAGCACCCUGCAGGAGCGUGUCAGCACCAUGCAGUCUGAGCUGCAUACCUACAGGGACCUGGACACCCUCAGGCUCACAGCUGAGGAGAAGAAGGAGAGGCUGCAGGAGGAGCAAGUGUCGCUGACUCAGCAUCGAGAUGCAUUUGGACAGCUGCUGGAGGAGAUGAACCAGGAAUAUGAAGCCCUGAAGACCAAACUGCAAGAAAAUGAGACUCACGCUCAGCUGGCUAACCUGGAGAGGAAAUGGCAGCACCUGGAGCAGAACAAUUUUGUGAUGAAAGAAUUCAUCGCCUCCAAAUCCCAGGAGAGCGACUACGCCUCAGUCGCCAAGAAUGUCUCCCAACAGGUGGCCGAUUACAACAAGAGCCUCAUAGAGUUGCUGCAGAACAACACGGGUUAAAAACAAGACUUUUGGUUCCAGAUGAAGCUUUCUGACAGGCUCAAGGUCAUUAAAAGCAAAAUGUGUUGAGUGUUUAUACACAAAUACUUUUUAUUCAGUCAUUCAAAGGCGGAGAGAUUGUGCUGCAUUCUGACAGUAGCUUUAAGUAGAGAUGUAAAUGUAAAAUGGCGAGCUAAUUUAAAUAAACGUGUUUCAAGAACA
Oreochromis aureus is the source of this 2117-nucleotide messenger RNA. RefSeq names its product intraflagellar transport 74 (gene ift74). Gene Ontology annotation, biological process: cilium assembly; intraciliary transport involved in cilium assembly. Gene Ontology annotation, molecular function: beta-tubulin binding. The transcript is spliced from 21 exons. Lineage: Eukaryota; Metazoa; Chordata; Actinopteri; Cichliformes; Cichlidae. Gene Ontology annotation, cellular component: cilium; intraciliary transport particle B; centrosome. The record is from RefSeq and is a predicted model, not a curated record. The coding region runs from base 102 to 1916 and encodes 604 amino acids.